Thamnophis elegans (Western terrestrial garter snake) is the source of this 3499-nucleotide messenger RNA. It is a transcript of the gene RNF31, whose product is annotated as ring finger protein 31. The record is from RefSeq and is a predicted model, not a curated record. Gene Ontology annotation, cellular component: LUBAC complex. Bases 493 to 3477 code for a protein of 994 amino acids. The transcript has 20 exons. Gene Ontology annotation, biological process: protein linear polyubiquitination. Gene Ontology annotation, molecular function: linear polyubiquitin binding; K63-linked polyubiquitin modification-dependent protein binding; K48-linked polyubiquitin modification-dependent protein binding. Lineage: Eukaryota; Metazoa; Chordata; Lepidosauria; Squamata; Natricidae.
UUCCCUUUUUUUUAAAAUCUUCCUUUCCUUUUUCCUAUCCUCUUUCCCCUCAGGUGGAGGUGAGGGCCCGGCCUUUGGAAAGUGGCAUUCCCUCAUGUCCCCCCCUUUGCGAGCCUGGGGAAAGGGAGCUCAGGGCCUGACAUGCGCCUCCUCCUCGUGCGUCGCUGCUAUCCAUCCAUCCAUCCAUCCAUCCACAUCCAUCCAUCCUCGCCAACGGCCUUUCCCUUCCUAUUGGGGGGGGGGGAGGAGGGGGAGAUCCUCGGGCGCUCUGCCCAUGCUCAGAGGCCUCCUUUCCCCGACUCCCCUUGGCCUCCCUACUACUCCUUGUAGUUCUUCCUCCGCGUCCCCGGAGGUCGCUUCUCGGCCUUUUUGUGUCGGGCUCCGGUUUCGGUUUCCAGCGGGGCGGCUCUUCCCCGUCUUCCCGGCGGCGGCUUCUUCUUCUUCUUCGCGCCAAGGCGGGGUGGGGGAAAAAAAAAACCCUGUUUGCAAGCAAUGGGGGAGGCCGCGCAGGCAUUCGCGGCCCUUCGGAACCAGCUGGUCACUGCCUUGAUCCAGAAUCCUUCCGAACAGAACGCCGAACUGUUGCAGCGCCUGGUGGAAGCGCCUUUGUCUCCGGCCCAGAAAUACCUGAAAAUCGACCCGAAGGGCAUUUUGCGAGCCAAUGUCAAGGAGCAGAUCCAGGUAGAUCUCCGCAUGAUCUCCACCGCUUUCCAAAUCCUGGAGAAAUACGGCCGGAAUCUUCUGAACCCUCGCAAACCUUAUUUUUGGCGAAUGGUCAAAUUUAACAAUCCGGUGUUCCGAGAUACGGUGGACACUAUCCAGGGUGGGCGAGACGUCCUCCGGCUGUACGGCUAUUCGGAACAAAAGACCGACGGGCUUUACUUCCCAGAUUCCCAGGCCGAGCCAGACAUUCCUCAAGUGGCAUCCGUCACCGUGGACGUCAUGCUAUUCCGCGCAGAGCUGACCCUUGUCCUUUCGGAAACGCACCCCAACCCUCAGGUGUUGCAAGAAUUAAUGGACCAGGUGUUACAGAUCCAAAGGGCGGCCGAUGCUGGAUCCCCGAGUCCACUUUUAGCCAUGAUUCACGCAGGAAAUCUGCCUCCAGACACCUGCCUGCUUUGUGGUUUAGAAGCCCCGUCUCAGCACUGUGCGGCUUGCAAUCAGAGUUUGUGUCCUAACUGCGAUUGGCUGUUCCAUAAGCAUCCUUCCCGGACGCAUCACCAUCGGGUGCCAACCAAGAACCCUAGCCGAGCGUGGCAGAGUCCUCCACCGCCCCCCAACCCCAGCCUCUGUAGCAUCCCCUCGGAAACAACUUCCCUACGACCCCCCAGCCUCCCCCCGCUCUCAUCUUCCCGUGCCAUCCCCAGUCCGCGUCCACCCUGGCGGUGCGCAGCUUGUCAGAAGAACAACGAGGCCUCCUCCAUCCUCUGCACCAAUUGUGACCGGCCUCGGGGGUGUAAGACCCCCCAGAACCUCGGCCUGGACGACGAACUGACCAGCCCGGGCCAACUGGCCAGAGGACGCUGGGCCUGCCAAACCUGCACCUUUGAGAAUGAGUCGGCCACAGUCCUGUGCGCCGUCUGCGAGAGGCCACGCCUAGCUGGGAGACCGGGCACCGGCGAUGCGAAGCCCCUGAUAGCCUGGGGGGAAGAGGGCGGAUCCCAGCAGGAAGAUGCCCCCAGCUGGCAGUGUGAACACUGCACUUUCCGCAACAAUGGCAGCGGACGGAUCUGCGAGAUGUGCCACUGCACCAGCCUGCACGGCGAUCCCCAGCCCCCCAGCCUUGCCCGGACGGAGAAAGAGGAGGUGGGCAGGCUGAAGCGAGAGGUGGUGGAAUCCCCCGGGGAGUCCCAGGGUCUGUGUCGAGCCCCAUCGGCCUCGUCCGAGGAAGUAGAGCAUCAGAGGCAGGAGAAGCUGCGGGACGACGGGCAGAAGAUGGUGGCCAUGAUCAGGGAGGCGGAAAGCGUGGGCGUGGCCCCCGAAAUGGUGGCGGCCGCCUUGUGCUACUCGGGAGCUGAGGUGCCCCUGGCCUGGCUGAAAUCGGAGCUGCCCUGUGUCCUGGAAGGGAUGGCGGAAGUGGCCACUCAGCGAGGCGAGGAGGACCCUGACGGUGGGCUGGGUGCCAUAACCCUCCAGGAAGUCCAAACCGCCUGGGUGGCCAGCCAGGGUGACGUAGAUGACGCCGUCGUUCGAUGCCUCAGUGCCCGUCGGAGCAAGGUGACGGAGUUGAAGUCCCUGGGCUUUGAGGAGCGGGGCCCUGUCUUACAGGCCCUGUACGAGAACAACGGCGAUUUAUGGCGGGCCCUGGUGCAGCUGCAGCGUGCCCGCCUGGCACCUUUUCACAAGCGGCUGUGGGAGAGCGAAGACCCUCCGAUGAACUUCCAGAGCGCCGACCGACAGGCGCUGCUGCGGCGUCUCCUGGCCUCCCUGUCUUUGCCCAGCUGGGGCCGGGCCGAACUGGUGGUCUCCUUGAUGCUGGAGCAGCCGAACGAAGGCUGGGAGCUCUCAGACAUCGUGGAAGCCGUCAAGGCCUCCCCGAACCGCGACUUCAUCAAACGCUUGCUCAGCUGGGAGUGCGCCGUCUGCAGCCUGGCUUUGCCGCGGAACAAGAUGCAGUCUCUAACGUCGUGCGAGUGUACGAUUUGCCCUGAAUGUUUUGCUUUGCACUUCACCAUCGCCGUAAAGGAGAAGCACAUCACGGAUUUGGUGUGUCCAGCCUGCAACGAGCCGGAGAUCAGUGAUGAGACCGAACUUCUAAAUUAUUUCUCUACUCUUGAUAUCCAGUUGCGCAGUUGUUUAGAUCAAGAGACGUACGACCUCUUCCAUAAGAAGCUGACGGAACACGUCCUUAUGCAAGACCCCAAGUUCCAGUGGUGCACCCAUUGCUCUUUCGGCUUCAUUUACGAAUCGGAGCAGCUGGAAGCCAAAUGCCCACAAUGCCGGAAAUGUUUCUGUGUCCUUUGCAAGCGCCAGUGGGAGCCACAGCAUCAGGGCAUCACCUGCGAAGCCUUCCUGGAAUGGAAACGAACCAACGACCCUGAAUACCAGGCGCAAGGCUUGGCGAUGUAUCUCCAGGAGAAUGGCAUCGCUUGUCCCAAAUGCAAGUUCUCGUAUGCCUUGGCUCGAGGGGGAUGCAUGCACUUCCAGUGUUCGCAGUGCAGGCACCAUUUCUGCAGUGGCUGUUACGGAACCUUUUAUGCCUCAAAUUGUCCAAUCCCGCACUGCCCGAUCCGGCGGUCCCUACAUGGCCACCAUCCACGUGACUGCCUCUUCUACCUGCGCGAUUGGUCCGUGCCACGUCUCCAGAAGCUCCUCCAGGAUAACAACAUUGCUUUCAACACGGACCCUCCAGCAGGCACUCGGGCCACUCCCGGAGGUGGAUGUCGGGUUAUGGAGCAGAAGGAAACCCUCGACGGCUUGAAGGAUGAACCGUGUGGCAAAGAGACGCCAGCCGGAUAUGCCGGCCUUUGCGAGUGAGUAAAACCCCUUGAUGGGGAGA